Molecule: messenger RNA, 800 nt
Organism: Pogonomyrmex barbatus (red harvester ant)
Lineage: Eukaryota; Metazoa; Arthropoda; Insecta; Hymenoptera; Formicidae
Product: alanine aminotransferase 1
Biological process (GO): biosynthetic process
Molecular function (GO): transaminase activity; pyridoxal phosphate binding
Source: RefSeq, a predicted model, not a curated record
UGAUCGAGAUUGGACUGCCAUCGUCGUGUCACUCUUUCACUCAUCUCGUAUAAUGCGUUGCUUAAACGCAAACGUAUUGUUUCCCAGACGCAAAUAUGAUCGCAUACAUUGACUACCUGCUCACCCACGUGCGUUUACGUAAUGCGCUCGCUAAAAAUAUGAUAGAAGCAAUAAACGGCAAAUUUGGAAUCGCGGCAGUCUGGCUGGUGUGUCGAAACGGCGAAAAGCUCGAAAGAAGGGACAAUCAGCCAUUUCACCCGGCCGUUCGUAUUCGCGCGGGUCAUCCUCCGUCGUCGGGAUCGUCGACGUCGGCGGUGCACUUCCCAGGUGGCGUGCCGCUGCUUGACAUCGAACUUUGCUCCGCCGUCAUCGUUAAACUCCACCUCCUCUUACCCUUCGUUCCCCGUAUCGUCCCGUGCCUCGUACUGCAGUCCGUCUCGAUCGUUGAGCGUCGAGCGACCGUGGUGUGUGUAUGUGUGUGUGUGUGUGCGUGCGUGAGUGAGUGAGUCCACGUCGAUUUUCGUCGGCUCUCCUCGAUCCCGCGCACGCUCCGCUCCGCACGUUCGUUCCGGCGGAUUCGUGGAAAUAGGCGAGAUCGGCGACACGCGGAGGAAGGAUUCUCGCGCGCGCGAUGAGCGGCGCGUGGUAGAGGAAGAAAUACAAAGGCGUACGCGUGAUCGACGAGUUAAUCAACGAGUGAUAAACGAGAGAGAAAGAGAGAGAAAGAGAAAGUGUGAAAGCGGCGCCGCAGGUUUCCCCAUUCGCUGGUGCAGAAAGGGAGGGAAUUAGUUGGACGACAA